Molecule: messenger RNA, 2622 nt
Organism: Talaromyces amestolkiae
Lineage: Eukaryota; Fungi; Ascomycota; Eurotiomycetes; Eurotiales; Trichocomaceae
Exons: 4
Coding region: 1-2622 (873 amino acids)
Biological process (GO): endoplasmic reticulum membrane fusion
Cellular component (GO): endoplasmic reticulum
Molecular function (GO): GTPase activity; GTP binding
Source: RefSeq, a predicted model, not a curated record
AUGGUGGAUCAACGCCCUCGUGCGGAAAGCAGGAGCUUCACAGCUCCCUGCUUGAUUGGGAUUAAUGGACACUUUGCGUCCGUGGGGGAUGCGGCGCACGAUCCCAAGGCUUAUGAGCAUGGAGUGCAGGUAAUCGACGAGGAGAAGGAAUUCAAUCCCAAUCUUUCCAAGUACCUCUCGCUCGAAGAUGUCACCAACGCCGGCUUCAACUACCACCUCAUCUCCGUAUUCGGAUCGCAAUCAACCGGAAAAUCCACACUCUUGAACCACCUUUUUGGCACACAGUUCUCGGUCAUGUCGGACAGGGAGCGACGGCAAACAACGAAAGGUAUCUGGAUGUCAAAGAACAAGACGAGGCACGAAGACCCAAAUGCGCGUAUGGCGGACAACAUCCUCGUCAUGGAUGUCGAAGGCACAGACGGCCGCGAACGCGGUGAGGAUCAAGACUUUGAGCGCAAAAGCGCUCUUUUCGCAUUGGCGACGAGUGAGGUAUUGAUUGUCAACAUUUGGGAACAUCAGGUUGGCUUGUAUCAGGGCGCGAAUAUGGGUUUAUUGAAGACGGUAUUCGAAGUCAAUUUGCAGUUGUUUCUCAAGGAUAAAAAUACGACUCAUCGCUCCCUCCUUUUCUUUGUCAUUCGUGAUUUCAUGGGCACUACACCAUUGAAGAAUCUGGAAACCACUCUUCUCGAGGAUUUGUCGCGGAUAUGGGCUUCUCUAUCCAAACCCCAAGGCUUGGAGCGCUCCACCAUUCACGAUUAUUUUGACUUUGCGUUUUACGGACUGCCGCAUAAAGGAUACAAGCCGGACGAAUUCGCAGCAGAGGCCAAGAAGCUUGGGUCACGGUUCCGCGAAGGUCGACGCGACCGAAAAGAGCAACUAGUUGGCGCAUCCAUUGAGAACGGUGUAUUCUUGCCCGAGUAUCACCGCAGAAUUCCUGCCGAUGGGUUUGCGCAUUAUGCGAAUGGUAUUUGGGACCAAAUAGUCAACAACAAGGAUCUGGACUUGCCUACACAACAGGAGUUGCUGGCGCAGUUCAGAUGUGAUGAGAUUUCGAGAGAGGUCAUUGUCGCUUUUGAUGAGGCGAUUAGUCCAUUUGAGGAGAAGCAGGCCGCAGGAGUUCGCGCCGGUGAGCCGGUCAUCCUUGGAGGAUUGGGUCCAGUUAUGCGAGGUGCGCGAACGAAGGCUGUCAAGAAUUUUGAAACGGAGGCUAGUCGAUACCACAAGGGUGUCUAUCAAAGAAAACGCGCCGAAUUGGAGGGCAAGAUUGAUACCAGACUAAAAGCGCUCUUCCAGGGUCAAUUGAGUGCAGCUCACAAGUCCGGUGUCAAAGAUUUCAGUGAUGCUGUUUCCAACGCCGUGAAAGCCGGCCAGAAGAAGGGUGCAAGCUACGAUUUUGCCGAGAUCGUCAAGCUGGAAACCAAAGCUGCUCUGGAACGAUAUGAGAAGGAAGCUCGCGCUUCUCUGGUGGAAGGUACUUCGUGGAGUAACUAUAAACAGGAGUUGAAGCUGUAUCAAAAGGAUUUGGCAGAAGUUAGUGGGCAGUUGCGUCGUGACGAAAUGCGACGACUUGCUACAAGAGUGGAGAGAUGGGUACGAUCUCGCCUUUCUGAUUCUGUUAGUUUGGAAUUCAACUCCCUCGGUUCUGGACGUGGUGGUUCUGGUGCGCCAGAAAGUGGCGAGAAGCCCUCAGAAAGUAAGAUUUGGGACCGUAUUUGGAAUUUGUUCGUUGAGACUGUUUUGGAUGCGGAGCGACGAUUUACAGACCGCGCUACUAGUUUUGAUGCUAGCGUUGAUGAGGUGGAUGUUGGUCUUUGGCGGCUCCGAAGGAAGUCUUGGGGCGUCUUGCGUCUCAAGGUCGAAGAAGAGAUGAUGGAGGGUAACCUGCUGCUGAAGCUACGCGAGAAUUUUGAAGAUAAAUUUCGAUACGACGAAGCCGGUGUACCACGUAUCUGGCGCCCUACAGAUGACAUUGAAGGAGUUUACACUCGUGCUCGCGAGUCUACUCUGACCCUUAUACCGCUCUUAUCCAAGUUCCAUCUGGCUGACGACAAUGCACCCCCUCCUCUCGACCGAUGGAUCGGACACACGCCCAGCUCGGCGACUGCCGCUGACGAGGAGGACCUGACACCGAUUGGUGGCGUUGACGAGGAAGAUGGUAAAUCUCUAGAGGAAGAAGUCACCAUCCUCAACGAUGCCAAGCGUCAAGAUUUGACUGUCCGGUUCAAAAAGGCCGCGGACGGAGUUUACGUUGAAGCCAAGCGCAGUGCCAUUGGUGGUAUUACACAAGUUCCAUUGUACUUUUAUGGAUUGCUCCUUGCAUUGGGUUGGAAUGAGAUCUGGGCUGUCCUCCGUAACCCAGCUUACUUCUUCCUUCUCUUCGUCUGCGCAGUCGGCGCAUAUGUAACCUACCAACUCAACCUCUGGGGCCCCAUGCUCAAAAUGGCCGACGCAGCAUCCAAGCAGGCUCUCGAAGAACUAAAGAAAAAAUUGCGAGACUUUCUCGAAGCUUCCGAUACCGGACGCCAGGCCAUGGCCAUGUCGGCAGGAGAAGAGUAUGAAAUGAGCUCAUUGAAUCGAGGUGGCAAGAAGGCCGAGGAUGAGGAUGAGAAUGAUGAUAUUUAG